Molecule: messenger RNA, 323 nt
Organism: Dentiscutata heterogama
Lineage: Eukaryota; Fungi; Glomeromycota; Glomeromycetes; Diversisporales; Gigasporaceae
Source: the annotation of a GenBank genome assembly
CAUUAGAUGAUAUAGGUACAAUUAACAUAUUACCUUGUCUGAUAUCAAAAGAUUCUAAUGAGCUAGAUGAUAAAUUGAUAGAUAUUGAUCAAGUCUAUAGAUUUGAAAAAGUUGGGCAUAUGUUUUUGAAUAGAAAUAUUAAUCUUCAUGAUAAAUUAACUACACAAGAGAUGCAUGAUUCUUUUCAAGAAUUUGUAGUAUCUGGGGAGGUGGGAAAAGAAGAUGUGCCAAACAUGAAUACAAUUAAAAAUUGGAUAAAUAGCUAUUUGGCUGAGUUUAAGGAGCAAGUGAUACAAAAAAAAAAAAAAUUAGCCAAUAAGUAA